Molecule: messenger RNA, 3156 nt
Organism: Caretta caretta (loggerhead turtle)
Lineage: Eukaryota; Metazoa; Chordata; Testudines; Cheloniidae
Gene: LIN7A
Product: lin-7 cell polarity scaffold A
Molecular function (GO): protein binding
Source: RefSeq, a predicted model, not a curated record
GCCGCCCACCUCCCUGUCUCCUCCUCCGCCUCGUCUCCCUGCACGCCGCUCCUGGAGCCCAGCGUCACUCCCGCUGCAGCCGCAGACAUGGCGACGCUGACAGCGGUCCAGCCGCUCACACUGGACAGAGCUUCUCAUGUCUAUGCGAGAUAGGACAGCUGCUCAGAAGAGCUGAACUGCAAGAUGAGGAUUCUAAGAAUUGUUUCAAUUAGUGUAAUCUCCCAGUCACAAACACUACAAUCUUUAUCAUGGGGAAGGAGGGUUAUUUAAGAUGUUGCAAGAGCAAUUGAAUUAUUGGAGAAACUACAAGAGUCCGGAGAAGUACCAGUACACAAGCUGCAAUCCCUAAAGAAAGUACUGCAGAGUGAGUUUUGUACAGCUAUCAGAGAGGUAUAUCAAUAUAUGCAUGAAACCAUAACUGUUAAUGGCUGCCCAGAAUUCCGUGCCAGGGCCACUGCAAAGGCAACAGUUGCUGCUUUUGCAGCAAGUGAAGGCCAUUCACACCCUCGAGUGGUGGAGCUGCCAAAGACUGAUGAAGGUCUUGGCUUUAACGUGAUGGGAGGAAAGGAACAAAACUCUCCUAUAUAUAUUUCUCGUAUCAUUCCUGGAGGGGUGGCAGAAAGACAUGGAGGACUCAAGCGAGGAGACCAGCUGCUUUCUGUUAACGGAGUGGCGGAAGCUGCAUUGAAGAUGAUGAAAGGAACAUGUCUGAACAUGCAGGAUCUUCAGAGUGUGGAAGGAGAGCACCAUGAAAAAGCCGUGGAGCUCCUGAAGGCUGCUAAAGAUAGUGUCAAGUUGGUCGUGCGCUACACUCCCAAAGUGCUGGAAGAGAUGGAGGCUCGUUUUGAAAAACUGAGGACAGCACGACGCCGGCAACAGCAGCAACUACUAAUUCAGCAGCAGCAACAGCAGCAGAAUACACAGCAAAAUCAUAUGUCGUUAUUCUCAAGAAUAAAAUCUAGAUCAAGAAUUCAGUAACCAAGCAAUUGGAGCUGUGCUUCAGUAUUCCAACCUACAGCUAUAAGAAAACAGAGAGAACACAAUAACUGAAUUUAUCAAGAAGUUAUGAACAAGUGGAGUAAGAAUAAAUUAGUAAGAACCACAACACACCUGGUACCUUCUUUAUCAGGCUUUUCAGUACAGUGCAGUUUCAGAUACAAGAUUUCUAUGACUUUAUUCCUAAUGAGCAGUAUGGUAAGUAAACACUAUGAAAUGUAGAGAAGUUUGGGGAUUCUGAAUAAAUCUUUAUAAGGUCCAAUCUUGCACUCCUUAUUCUAACAAAACUCUGGCCUAUUGGUUCACUGAGGUCAUUGAGGAUUUUAUCUAAGGAGGCCAAGAUCGGCUGCUAGUGAGGGUGAAGUCUUUCUCUGCAGUUAUUUCCAGAAAUGAACAACUUGUAGUCCAUCAACCAAACUGCAUCUGUUCAAAAUUUUGCCACAAACAUAAAACAAACUCCCACAUCACAUUCCAUAACCCCUUUUUACUAUAUAUUGUAGAGUUGUUUUAAUCUGACUUCCAGUUUAUAAUAAUUUUCAAUUUUUUCCCUGAAAAUAGCAAGUUACUAUAUUUAUACGUAUUCAGUUGUAAAAGCAAUUGGCUUUUUACUCUUGAUGUUUCCAUAUAUUUUAUUAUGCAUCAAUAGAGUGAGGCAGUUUUAGAUUUACUUUAAUUUUAUUAGUAGUAAGGCUAGAGAAUCCUAGAACGUAUUUUUAAAUAUAGGUAUUGCUUGUAUCCACUAUAGCUAUUAUUCUGAAAUCUAUAACUUAAUAUACUGUAUAUUUAUUCCAUAAAAUAUAUAUUAUCAGAAUGUACUUGUUACAGAAAUAGGAUCUUUGCUUACCAUGAAUUACAAAUGUAGUAAGAUAAUGUUAGCAAAAGACCAAGCUUUGUUUGCCACGUAUUCAUGUGAUAAAUAGAACCCAGCUAUCUUAGCUUUUCUGUAUUUUUAAAUUUAUUUUGUAUUUCAUUGCUCAUAUAUUUAGGAGGAGAAGUGUAAAUUGUUCCUGGCAUAUUUUCUUGUAACUCAGUUUGAUCUUAAAGUUUAGAACUUUAUCAAAUCAAAUUGGAAUGUAAAAGCAAAAUAUAUAAGAACCUUUUUAAGUUUACAUUUACUUUUCCAAAGACUAAUGAACAGUCACAGCCAAAGCUGGAAGGCUAAAAAUAUCAUCUACCUUAGAAGUGAAAAAAACCUCAAAUCCUGACCAAUUUACUGUCAUUUAAAAAUAUCUGCUAUAUAGAGAAGAAGGAGGCAAAGCACUGUCAAACGGAGGGAAGUUCUGCAAUUCUUGCAUACUGAAAACUCCAGUUGAUUUCACUUGGAGUUUGGGGACACAAGGAACUCUGAACUAUUCUGAAUCAAUGCUCUGGUUGCAGCCUUGUAACAAAAAAGCCAAAACAUGUUACAUCUUUUCUUUGCAAAUACUCACAUCAUUGAUUCCCUUCACUUCAGUAUAAGAUCUAAUCAAAUACAGAGCAGACAGCCACAGCAGGGGGAAAUUGAUAUACCAUAGUAGCAUAGGUUUAAAAAAAAGAAUACCUACCAGCCACCAGCUUUGACAGUGUUCCUUUACUAUAAUUAACUGCUGAAAGUAAUCAUGCUUUUAAAACCAAAUUAUAUUAAAACACCAGAUGAACAAUACAAUACCUAGAAAUAAUUCCAUCCAGUGGUGCUGGUGACAACAUGAAUUAAACAGUGUAGCUUGAGUGUGCCACCAGAAGUUAAAGAUAGAAUAUUCUUUUAUUAUGUUGUGCAAGGAUUUUGUUUCAGCUUUUUUGUUUCAUUUUUUAACUUAAUAAGAUUGUGAUGUACCCUUUUGAAAUAUCUAUUUUAAAGCUAUAUUUUUUAAAAACAUAAGUAUUGAUAGUAUAUGAACUAUUACUGCAUAUGACUGUAUUAUAUAUCACAUGACUACUGCUCUGUAAGUUUUCAGAGACCAAAUAUUACACAGUGUGAUUAGUGGGACCACUGUAUUACAUUCUUUCUGAACUCUCCCCUGAUCCUGCCUGCCCCUCAUCACAAUAGCUAGAUUUUAGUGGAAUGGACAGUUAGUAUAGUUAAUUGGAAAAAAAAUAGAAUGUCAUUAAUGUCUUUAUAUAGAGAAGCAUAUCUAAUCAUUUGCAUAUGUUAUUGUUCAAUAAAUUAUUUAUACAUAUUAA